Molecule: messenger RNA, 981 nt
Organism: Closterium sp. Naga37s-1
Lineage: Eukaryota; Viridiplantae; Streptophyta; Zygnematophyceae; Desmidiales; Closteriaceae
Source: the annotation of a GenBank genome assembly
AUGGAGCUGAGGCUGGUGAACGGCAUGGUGCUGAAGGUGCAACUGGAAGAGAUGGCGGGCGGCGUGGGGGAGCGCGUGGCGGCGUUGGAAACGAAGCUGAGGGAGCAAGGCGACGCCAUGGCUGAUUUGAAGCGCGACAUGGCCGAAAUGCGAAGCGCCAUGGCCCAUCUCAAGGGGAUGGCGGCGACGGGCGCUUUGGCGGAAAAGAUUGAGGGGGGGGAGGUGGGAAAUAGUUUAGCUUCGUUUGAAGUGGAGGACCUGAAGGCGCAGGUGGGAGUGGCGAGGGGAGAGGCGAGUGAGAUGCGCGGGGAGAUGGGCGCGCUGAAGGCGGAACUUGCGCGGAUGAGGGAGGUGGCGUACGUGAAGGCGACGGCGGCGCACUCGGAUGCGCGCAUCAACGACGUCGAGCUGGCGCUCGCGGCGCUGAAGGACGGCCGCGCGGAGAAGAACCGCGACGAGCGCAAGGAGGGCAGCGCGGGGGAGCAUGCGAGGGCGGAGAGGCGCGAGGAAAAGAGGCGGAAGAGGGACGACGCGGAGGCGGGGAAGGAGGUGGAGAUGGCGGACGCUCCUUCCGUUGUGCGCCCUCUUAUUGCCCUUGGUGGUGCGCCUGAAGGAAAGGGGGAUGCGGCGGAAAGGGAGGGAGACGAGCUGGAGGAGGAAAAUGAUGAAGAGGAGGAAAAUUAUGAGGAGGAAAAUAAUGAGGAGGAUGAGGUGCAGGGACUGAGGACGCGAGUGGAAGCGCUAGAAGAAACGUGCGCUGGAGGAAACAAGAUAUGGGAGGCGUUGAUGACAAUGUGGAGCAAAGUUUCUCCAGGCACGACUAACUUGGACCUCCGCAAUGUCUACCUCUCCGAUGCUGCUCUUACACAAGUGGCCACCUUGCGAUCUCUCACGUGGCUCAGCCUCAAUAACUCCUCCGGCUUCACUGCAGCGGGGGUGACACAGCUCUUCUCUCUCAUUGGUCUCACAGGUCCUAUCUAG